GACAGCGGAGGAAAGGAGCACGUAACUCUAGAGCUGCACCCAGCUGGACGCGAGCUGUGAGAGGUGAGCGAUGGGAUAGAACGGUGCUGCUGGCGCACGGACCGCGCGCAGAGCCUCCCUCUCCACCAUGCAGAGCAACUGCUCCCUGGUCGUCACCCCCAGAGGAAGCCUCCAAGUGCUCUACGCAGCCCUGACAAACGCAUCGGCCGCGGCGCGCUCCCCCGCUCCCUGCCCGCUCACCUCUUCAUGGUACCAGUUUUCCCUCAUUCCAGCGCUCUUCUCCGUGGUCUUGGCGCUGGGGGUGGUUGGCAACAGCGUGGUGGUUGUGGUGCUUUGUCGGCACAGCGGCCCCAAAACAGUCGCCAACAUCUACAUUCUCAACCUGGCCGUGGCAGACCUGCUGUGCCUCGCCACCCUUCCCUUCUGGGCUACCUACUAUGCACAGGGCUACAACUGGCUCUUUGGGUCACUCAUGUGCAAGAUCUCCAGCUCUGUGCUGUGCUUGAACAUGUUUGCAAGUAUAUUUUUCAUCACCUGCAUGAGCGUGGACCGGUACCACGCUAUUGUCCAUCCUAUGCACUCUCAAAGGAGAACUCUGCAGAAAGCUUAUUUCACAGCACUGCUUGUGUGGGGCCUCGCCUGUUUGUCCUCCCUCCCAACCUUUUAUUUCCGGGACACCCACUCCAUCGAAAGCUUGGGGGUCAAUGCUUGCAUCAUGGCCUUUCCUCAGGAGAGCUACGCACGAUGGGCUGUGGCAACAGCCUUCCUGAAGAACGCACUGGGCUUCUUCAUCCCCUUGACGGUGAUCACCACGUGCUACGUGCGGAUCAGGAAGCCCCUGCUCAGAGCACGGGAGUUUGGGAAGAACAAGCAGAAGAGGGACAGAGUCCUCAAGCUGGUGGCUGCUGUCGUCGUGGCCUUCUUGAUUUCCUGGCUCCCGUUCCACGUUUUGACGUUUCUGGAUGCCUUGGCUCACAUGAGCAUCAUCAGCAGCUGUGCGGUGACAGGGCUCAUCGACACAGCGCUGCCGUUCGGCAUCUGCAUGGCCUUUGCCAACAGCUGCAUCAACCCGCUCCUGUACUGCUUCAUCGGGAACCAGUUCCAGGAGAAGCUCCACCGCUUGUUCAAGCGAAGGGUUUAUCAGUUCAACAGCCACCGGGAGAGCUCUUCCCUGAGGAAAGGGAGCUGCUUCAGAGAUGCUGAGACCCCUGUGGGCAGGGAAGGGGAACCCAAGUCCCUGCUGUAGGCAUCAGGGCAUGAUGUGGGUGAUGUCGGUGAUGCUCCUCUGUCCUGGUCCUCUUGUGCCCAUUCAUUCACCAGCAGUUUGAAGAAUCCCUUUUUCACAUGUGGAGAUUUAUUCUUCCUUCCUUUCCACAAGGAGCACUCCACAGAGGAAGACUCUGGCACAUAAAUGUUGUUUUAAAUACCAGCUUGUGCAUGGCUGAGAUCAGGCAAGAGUUUAGUGCAACACCAAAAGACAAAACACACCAAAGGACCAUUGCACAAUAGCUAUAAUUGUGUAGGUGCUGAGUAUUAUACCCUAAGCUGGUUUUCUAAAAGAGAUUCUCACUAGAGAAUGUGUAAAUAAAUAAAGCAGUGUGGAUACCUCUGUAUGUAUCUGUAAGAAAAUAUUGUGACCUGUAUUUUAUAUAUAUAUAUAAUU
Messenger RNA from Pezoporus occidentalis (night parrot), 1663 nucleotides. It is a transcript of the gene AGTR2, whose product is annotated as angiotensin II receptor type 2. Gene Ontology annotation, cellular component: external side of plasma membrane; membrane. The transcript is spliced from 2 exons. Lineage: Eukaryota; Metazoa; Chordata; Aves; Psittaciformes; Psittacidae. The record is from RefSeq and is a predicted model, not a curated record. Gene Ontology annotation, biological process: immune response; brain development; G protein-coupled receptor signaling pathway. Gene Ontology annotation, molecular function: C-C chemokine binding; angiotensin type II receptor activity; C-C chemokine receptor activity. The coding region runs from base 128 to 1246 and encodes 372 amino acids.